Molecule: messenger RNA, 2519 nt
Organism: Musa acuminata subsp. malaccensis (wild Malaysian banana)
Lineage: Eukaryota; Viridiplantae; Streptophyta; Magnoliopsida; Zingiberales; Musaceae
Source: RefSeq, a predicted model, not a curated record
GCCCGACCCGAUAGGCCUCUCCUGGUACCACCGAAAGAGGUGCCCUCGCACAAAAGUUCGGGAUUGCCUCUCAAUGCUUAUAUGCUCCAUAAUUUGGCUCACGUGGAGCUGAACGCCAUAGACCUGGCAUGGGACACUGUGGUUCGCUUCUCACAUUUGAGGGACGAGCUCGGUGACGAGUUCUUCGCGGACUUUGCUCGCGUGGCCGACGACGAGAGCCGACAUUUUGCUUGGUGCUCUCAGAGGCUCAAUGAGCUCGGCUUCAGAUAUGGGGACAUGCCUGCCCACAAUUUUUUGUGGAGGGAGUGUGAGAAAUCCUCUGAAGAUGUUGCUGCUCGCUUGGCAGUAAUUCCACUAGUUCAGGUGUUUCCAGGUUUCUGAUGUUGGGAAUAUAUCUUUCACUUUGUAGGAGUGUCCAAAUUUUGGGUGUGGCAGGCUUUCCCUUUUGCUUUUUAUUUAGUCUUCAUGAGAACUUGCUUUGAUCCAUGUUCCUCUAAUGACUUGAGAGGCAAAUUCAUUAUUUCAUUUAAUGACUGAUCCGGAGUAAAACACAUUUCAGGAAGCUAGAGGUCUAGAUGCUGGACCAAGGCUUACCCAGAAGUUGGUCGGUUUCGGAGAUCACAGGACAUCACACAUAGUGGCUAAGAUUGCCGAGGAAGAACUGGCACAUGUUGCGGUUGGAUUGUACUGGUUUCUCCAAGUUUGCAAAAAAAUGGGCCGAAUUCCUCGUGCUAUUUUUAAGGACUUGUUGGAGGAGUACGGUGUGGAGUUGAAAGGUCCAUUCAAUUAUGCAGCUCGUGAUGAAGCUGGCAUUCCUCGUGAUUGGUAUGAUGGUGCAUCUGAACAGGAGGCAAAGAGUGAACUUUCAGAGGAGCAUGAUAGGCUGGCUUGCAUCGUAGCUAUGGAGAGAGAGAAUUCAGAAUCGAACAGCUAAUCUCUUCGCCAUUAAUUGUCUUGUGCAGUGAUGAAUUAGGGUACAACCAGUCAAGUUGCUGCCCUCCUGAUUGAUUGGGUGACAGGUCAUAAUGGUUCGGUAAAGACAGUCGCCGGCUAUCGGACAUGACGCCUCGAUGGGGAAGAAAAUAGAAAUCAAGCGAAGUCGGCAAUAAUAUAAGACAGAAGAGGAGCUGUGUGAGCGAGAGAGAGAGAGAGAGCAAAAGACUUGUCAACGCAUGCUUUCCCCUCCCUCCUCCUACGACUAGCGAUGAAGCUCUCGAUCGUCCUUCUCUUGUUCCUCAUCUCCUCCUUCCACCUCUCCUUAUCCCAGCGCUACAAUGCCUUGUUCAACUUCGGCGACUCGCUCUCCGACACCGGCAACGUCGUCAUCGCCGGUCUCCCCUACGGCAUGACCUACUUUGGCCACCACACCGGCCGCUGCUCCGACGGCCGCCUCGUCAUCGACUUUAUCGCCGAGGGGAUCGGGCUGCCGCAUCUGCUGCCCAACACCGCCACGAACGCCAGCUUCCACCAGGGCGCCAACUUCGCCUUCAUCGCGGCCCCGGCUCUACCGUUUGACUUCUUCCACCAGCGAGGCCUCAGCAAGGGCCUCUGGGUCAACGCCUCCGUCCACGAACAGGUGGAUCGAUUCGAGAAGCUGCUUCCUUCCAUCUGCGGCGCGCCGCAAGAGUGCAAGGACUUCCUGAGCAAAUCCCUUCUCGUCGUCGGCGAAUUCGGCGGGAACGAUUACAACACCGGAAUCUUCGGCGGCCGGUCCAUAAUAGAAGUGAGCACCUUCGCGCCCCACGUCACCCAGGCCGUCGCCGAGGGCGUCGAAAGAUUGAUCGGCCUCGGUGCUGUGGAUCUCAUCGUGCCGUCGGUGCUGCCGGUCGGCUGCUUCCCGCUGUACCUGACGCUCUACAACUCCUCCAAUCCGGAAGACUACGGCCCCAAGACCGGGUGCGCGAGGAAGUUCAACGCCCUGUCGUGGUACCACAACACUCUUCUCCGCCGGCAGAUUCAUAGGCUCCGGCAGAAAUUCCCAGCCGUUUCCAUCCGGUACGCCGACUACUACGCUCAGGGCUUCGACUUCGCCAUCAAUCCUCUCAAAUAUGGAUUUAAAGAUGGAGCCUUGAGAACUUGUUGCGGGGCCCCCGGAAUGAGCAAAUACAACUUCAACCUGCACGCCAAGUGCGACCAGAAUGGGUCGACCGUGUGCCCAGAUCCCGCGACUCACGUGAGUUGGGACGGAAUCCACAUGACGGAAGCCGCCCACAACAUCAUCGCCCGAGGUUGGCUGCACGGCCCCUACGUCGACCCACCCAUUCUGAGAUCCAGCGACAGUUAAGACACACCCAUCCCCAUCCAAGAUUGAAGCAGAAGAAGCGGAGGAAGACAGACAGAGACACCCGUGCUUGAAAUUUAUUUUGUUCCCGUCGAGGUCUAUGGAACACUCUGCUCCAUUCUUUGGUUAUCAAAGAUUAGCGAGUUGUAUGAUGACCACAGAUGUUUGUUUAGAAAUCACAAUUGAUGAAGCGAAAAAAAAAAAGAAGAAAAACCCAGUAAUGUCGCCUUUUGCUUAA